This is a messenger RNA of Aegilops tauschii subsp. strangulata, 901 nucleotides long. RefSeq lists its product as uncharacterized. The record is from RefSeq and is a predicted model, not a curated record. NCBI's taxonomy places the organism in Eukaryota, Viridiplantae, Streptophyta, Magnoliopsida, Poales, Poaceae.
CAGCUUGCAUCUCAACACCUAGUAUCAUCUCUGCUCGAUCGAUCCAUAGAUCCCAUUCCCACCCAAGAUGCAGCUGCUCCCGGCAGCCUGCCGUAUCCUCUCCCUCGUCCUCGUACUGCUGCUCCUCUCAGCCACCGGCGCCGCACCAGUCGAUGGCGACACGGCGUCCAGCAACGCGGCGGCAUUGACGUCGGCGGCCGGCGGCAACUCCUCAGCGCUGACAUCGGCGGUGGACGAGACCAUAGAGACGUACCUCUGCCACAUCUGCCUCGGCCGCGACCUGUUGAACAGGAGGGUCUGCCCCACCUACUGGCCCGACUGCCACGCCCUCUGCGACCCGCACCCGCCGCCCGCCGCCGGCGCGGUUCCCGCCGGCCCUCCUGCGUUGCCGGCCGUCCCCAACCGCGAUGAUCCGUGCUACGUCGUGAAGAUAUACAACAACGGCACCCACACCGUCGUCCAGUACCUGGACUGCAGGCUGACCCGCUGGUGCUCCCUCACGUGUGGCGGAGGCGACGACGUGAGAGCCUUGGGUGCUGCUGCGACCUCCCCCGCGCCGGCAACUCCGUCGUCCCUUCAGGGCAUGCCGCCGCCGCGCGUCGCCGAAAGGCGGGUGUGCAACUCGCAGGUCACGGCUCGGGGUCGACCUGUCCCCGGUGGCGCGCGCGCACGCUCUCGGCUCGGAUGAAUGCGCAUAUCUGGGUGUGUUGUGAUGCCACGAUUGUUCUCCAAGCUUACAUCUUCGACAGGCAAAAUAAUAGUAGUAGUACCACUUUAAAGAUGUAGCAUCAACAUGGGAGGGAAUAAUAACGGAGCCGCCAGCCAUGCUCUGUUCAUCCGCGCCUCCCAUGGCUUUAUGUGUAACGAACGCUUUCGAAUUUAAACGGGCCUCGUUUGCUAA